CACGGUAUCAGUUAAGCUUGAGUGUUCCUUCCGAAUAGAACCCUUUCAAUCCAGAAUGUUUAAUAUAAUCGCUUUUGCUGCUUGUCUUGCUGUGGUAGUUUCGGCUUACGAGGAUUAUCAUAGUUAUCCCAAGUAUAAGUUCGAGUAUGGGGUCAAGGAUUACCAUACGCACGAUCAUAAGAGCCAGUGGGAACAUCGUGAUGGGGACCAUGUGAAGGGACAAUACACACUGGAUGAGGCCGAUGGAACGCAUCGUAUCGUCGAUUAUACCUCAGAUCAUAAGAGUGGAUUCCAACCUCACGUCGAACGCAAGGGACAUGCUCAUCAUCCCCAUCACGGAGAAAGCUACGCUAACAUCCAUCAACACUACUAGAUUUGAUUCGGCUAUAUAAAAAUAGUGAGCGUCAGAACAACAGUGAACAUUAAAAAAGCAUCAAGAA
This is a messenger RNA of Toxorhynchites rutilus septentrionalis, 440 nucleotides long. Its product is annotated as cuticle protein 19-like. The transcript is spliced from 2 exons. The record is from RefSeq and is a predicted model, not a curated record. Bases 56 to 373 code for a protein of 105 amino acids. NCBI's taxonomy places the organism in Eukaryota, Metazoa, Arthropoda, Insecta, Diptera, Culicidae. Gene Ontology annotation, cellular component: extracellular matrix.